This is a messenger RNA of Entamoeba dispar SAW760, 1122 nucleotides long. RefSeq lists its product as uncharacterized. Bases 1 to 1122 code for a protein of 373 amino acids. The transcript has 2 exons. The record is from RefSeq and is a predicted model, not a curated record. NCBI's taxonomy places the organism in Eukaryota, Evosea, Mastigamoebida, Endamoebidae.
AUGAAAUUAUUUCAUUUAACAAUGAAUAUGAAAUUAAAUGAAAAUGAUUUAAUUGAAACAUUGAAAAGUAUUUUAAUGAAAAAUAUUAAAAAUAUUGAAGAAGACAAUGAUGAUGAUGAAAAUACUUGUUAUGAUGAUAAAGAAAAUAAUGAAGAAGAAGAAAAUGAUGAUGAUCAGUUGUUUGAACCUAAUACAAGUGAUAUUAUAAAAUCAAUAGAUGGUACUAAUACAUUACAAGAUAAUAUUAAACAAUUAAUAGAAGAAGCAAAAGGAAUAAAUAUUAAUAAAGGAUUGAUAGUAGAAGGAUUCUUUGGUUAUUUAAAAAAAAUAAUUAAUCAUAGUAAUCUUCCUUUAUAUUUAUUAACAGACAAUAUUUAUGCAAUUGGAAAUACAAUGUUUAAUAAUAUAAUUAGUAUUGAUCUUCAUGAUGAAAUUAUAGAUAAAAAUGAUCUUCAUUUUAAAUUAUUGAAUGAAUUUUCAAAGAAAAUUUUAAAAUCACAAUAUAAUUUAUUGAAUAAUAAAGUAUUAUGUGAUGAGAUUCAAUAUUGUAUUAGUUAUCAAAUAAGAAGUGUUAAUCAUAAAGUAGCAUGGUAUUGUUAUCAUUUGAUGAAAGAAAGAAAAAAUAUGUCAUUAAAAUAUCUUAUUAAUUAUGAUGACCUUCCAUCAUUUGCUUUUAAAUCAAAACAAACUAGAAUAAAUUGGACUGAUAAAUCUAUUUCUAAUAUUGAAUUACCAAAGAGUUAUAGUUUGAUAGGAAAUGUAGUUGUAAAUAAAAUGAAACAUAAUACAAAUGUACAUCCAAGGAAUAAAGUUGAAUUUAGGAAAAGAAAAUCAAAAGAAGUAUUUUUUAAUGAAAUUGCACCAUUUCAAAUGAAGAAGUAUGUAAUUAGUGAAAGAAGUAAAAAUGAUGAAGAUAAAAUAAUUAAUGAUGAUAAUGAAAUUAUUGAAGAAGAUAAUGUUGAAGAAAGAAUGUCAUCAAUUCAUUCACAUAAUUCUAUCAUUAAAAUAUCUCAAAAUGAAACAUAUAUUAAUGAAAUACAUGAAUAUGAUAGUAUAUUAACAGAAGAUGAAUUUGAAAAGAUAAUGAAAACAUUUAAUGUUCCACAAAAAUGUAUGUUAUGA